AUGUUCGGCAAACGCUCCUUUGCUAGCGACAAGGACAAGGACCGUUCAGGCAAGAUCACCAAGCAUCCGAAGAGAUCGUUUCGCGAUGCCUCGAAACAAAAGGCCAUGGCCCAAAAGCUGGACACGCGCAACGACAGCCCCGUCAUGGAGGCCACCUCACCCCCGCUGACGUCGUCGAUUGUCACAGUAGCCGUUGGCCCCGACCAGCGCCUGUUUGCUGCGCACGAGGACGUCCUCAGUCACUCGCCCUACUUUGCCCAGCUGCUACGGAGCCAGUUUUUCGAGACCGCUAACCGCCGCAUCGAUCUCCCGACGGAGGAGCCUGAAAUCUUCAGCUGCAUCCUCGAGUAUCUCUACAAAGGUGACUACUACCCCCGCCUUGUCCAUGACAAGCGCCGCCAGACCUGGAUGCUCGAGGGUGCAGUUGCAUCACCCGACCCCAACAAACCUGGCGACCGCGCACCCGCCGUCGAGCCAACCUUUUUUCACUCGGGCGUGGGAGACGUUCUUCUCCGCGACACGGCCGUGUACUGCGCUGCCGAUCACUACGGCCUCGAACAGCUCAAGAAGCUCUCCCUGCGCAAGCAGGGCCUGCAGAGCGGGAUCGAGGUUGGAACCAUCCUGCGUAGUGCGCGCUAUGCCUACGAGAACACGCCCGACAGCGACUCGCGUCUGCGCGCUCAUUACCUCGCUCUGAUUAUCCGCAGUCGCAAGACAUUCAAGCGUAGUGGAACCAUGCAGAUGGAGAUGGAGAUGGGGGGAAAGAUGUUCUUUGACUUGUUCGUGGCCAUGUGCAACCACGUCGAUGAUCUUGCGGAUGCGAGCGCCUCGGCCCGCGGCACUCCCAGGACCAUCUAA
This is a messenger RNA of Exserohilum turcica Et28A, 858 nucleotides long. RefSeq lists its product as uncharacterized. The record is from RefSeq and is a predicted model, not a curated record. The coding region runs from base 1 to 858 and encodes 285 amino acids. The transcript has 2 exons. NCBI's taxonomy places the organism in Eukaryota, Fungi, Ascomycota, Dothideomycetes, Pleosporales, Pleosporaceae. Gene Ontology annotation, molecular function: protein binding.